This is a messenger RNA of Rotaria sp. Silwood2, 302 nucleotides long. Lineage: Eukaryota; Metazoa; Rotifera; Eurotatoria; Philodinida; Philodinidae. The record is from the annotation of a GenBank genome assembly.
AUGUCAGUUCAGUGUCGUACGAUUGGAGAUGAUGUAACUGGUAUUUGGCCAAAAGAUGUAAAAAAAGAUCAUAUUAAUUGUGCCCAUGCUGUAUCAUCAACAAUUGUUACUGGUGACGAUAAUGGGGCUGUUAAUUUGUUUAAGUUUCCAUGUCCAGAACCUGGAGUAAGAAAUUUUUGUUUUCAUAAUAAUUUGUUGUUUUAAUCAAUAAUAAUUUCUAGGCGGAACAUAAAACAUUUUAUGGUCAUUCAGAUAACGUAACAAAUGUUCGAUUUCUCUCUAAUGAAAGAGAUUUAGUUAGU